AUGAGUUCUAGUGAAACUCUUAUUCAGCGAAUUACCAACGAGAUGCCUUUAUAUGUGUCCAUAAUUUCACUUCUAUUUGGUUCAUGUGAAUCUACAGGUAUAUUACCAAAUGGACUUAUGUUAUCCUUUAGCUUUUCAACAUUUCGAAAUGUUGUAAAAACAAAACAGCGUGUAGGUGCGACGACAACAAGAAUGACGACUGAACAACGACGUACACAAAAAGCAGAAUCACAACUUAUUGCUGCAAGUCUCAAUUGGUUAUAA
Molecule: messenger RNA, 264 nt
Organism: Rotaria socialis
Lineage: Eukaryota; Metazoa; Rotifera; Eurotatoria; Philodinida; Philodinidae
Source: the annotation of a GenBank genome assembly